Alternaria arborescens is the source of this 1035-nucleotide messenger RNA. RefSeq lists its product as hypothetical. Gene Ontology annotation, molecular function: ATP binding; ATP hydrolysis activity. The transcript has 2 exons. Bases 1 to 1035 code for a protein of 344 amino acids. The record is from RefSeq and is a predicted model, not a curated record. NCBI's taxonomy places the organism in Eukaryota, Fungi, Ascomycota, Dothideomycetes, Pleosporales, Pleosporaceae.
AUGGAAGCUUAUAGACUGAUGCACGGGCGUGAUGACGAUCCACCAAGACAGAGCGAGCUUACAGAGGAUGUUCUUGGGAACGAUGAGAUCCCGGAGGGCUCCUUCGCUCUUCUUUUGCCAGCGACUAUCAAUGGAUAUGGAUUCCAUAACAAGAAGUGGAGUGUGCUACUCGUCGAACACAUAGAUGCCAUCAGAUGGAACAAAGAGGUUUUUGAGCAUCAACUGGUUCUUCAAGAAAGCAAGAAAGAGCUAGUAAAGGCUUUAGUUUCAGUCCAUAUAGAGAAGGAUGAUACGAUUGGAACUGACUUCAUGGAUGGUAAGGGAGAAGGACUGAUCAUCCUACUUCACGGUGGGCCAGGUACUGGGAAGACUCUAACAGCAGAGAGCAUUGCAGAACUCGUUGAACGUCCACUGUACAGAGUCACAUGCGGUGACAUUGGCACGGAUGCCAAAAGUGUUGAGGAAUAUCUUGACUCAGUCUUAUACAUCGGCAGCAACUGGAAAUGCGUCGUUCUAAUGGAUGAGGCUGACGUGUUCCUAGAGGAAAGGACCAAGUUGGAUAUGCAGCGCAACGCUCUCGUGUCCGUAUUCCUUAGAGUUCUCGAGUACUACAACGGAAUCCUCAUUCUGACGACGAAUCGUAUCGGCACCUUCGAUGAGGCUUUCAAAUCUCGUGUUCAGCUUGCGCUCCACUACCCACCGCUGGAUAGGGAAGGUCGUCGGGAAGUCUGGAGGAACUUUGUUCAGUCGUUGUCGGAAGCUGGUGAGAACAUCAACAGCGAAGAAAUCAGCAAAAAGCUCGACAUGCUCGCACGACAUAAACUGAACGGUCGGCAAAUCAGAAACACGAUCAACACAGCUCGGCAGCUGGCGCGAUACAAGAAGGAGACUUUGCGCUUUGCACAUGUAGAUCAGGCGGUUGGAGUGGUCAAUGAGUUUGAGAGAUAUGUCACGGAUGUACACGGCCAUGAUGAUGAAGAGUAUGCGCGAGAUCAAGGGUUGAGAAAUGAUGGUAACUCACGCGAGGUAGAAUGA